Messenger RNA from Carassius auratus (goldfish), 1530 nucleotides. RefSeq names its product SLIT and NTRK-like protein 6. Lineage: Eukaryota; Metazoa; Chordata; Actinopteri; Cypriniformes; Cyprinidae. The transcript is spliced from 4 exons. Gene Ontology annotation, molecular function: protein binding. The record is from RefSeq and is a predicted model, not a curated record. The coding region runs from base 60 to 1043 and encodes 327 amino acids.
CAGAAUCGUUGGGUGUUCGUAUAUAUCCAAGUGUAGAUCACGAGUGCUGGGCCUUCAUCAUGCCGUGCUUCAUCAUCCUGGUCUUCCUCCUGAUACGGUGCUUCAUCUUCACGAGCAGCAGCUGUCAGAGCGACAGGAACCAGGAUCAUCGACCGCGUGUCAGCUGUGUGGGUCAGGGACUGACCGCUGUUCCCCAGGGCAUCCACACAGACACACAGGUCCUGGUUCUCACUGGAAACCAGUUCACUUCUCUGUCCUGGUCCAUGUAUUCUGGAUUCACAGAGCUGCACGAGCUGGACCUGAGCCACAAUAACAUCAGCACACUGCAGCCGCCGGGUCCAGUGCUGGAGAAGCUGAGCGUCUUGCGUUUGUCUGGUAACAUGUUAACUGGUUUGGGAGGACUGGUGUUCCGCUGCGCUCCCAGUCUGAUGGAGAUCUACUUAGACAGGAACCAGAUUCGUUCACUUCAGAACGACACCUUCAGUGACCUGCCGCGUCUGGAGGUCAUUGAUCUGUCUCAGAACAAGCUUCCUGUGCUCCCUCCUCGUCUCCUGGAGCGCGUGUCCUCCAGCGGCCUGAAGACCUUCGACCUGGAGAAUAACAGUGUCUCGCUGAUGCCCGAUGGGUUCUUCUCAUCCAAACCGGAGCUUCCUUACGUUUACCUGACCCACAAUCCCUGGCUCUGCAGCUGUGCUGUCGGAUACCUCCACAGCUUCCUGAACGACCAGGAACACAACAUCUACAUGCACGAGGGACUAUAUAACAUCAUCCCUGCCGCCGACUCCGUGCUGUGUUCUGGACCUCCUCACCUGCUCAGACGACCCAUCAUUGAGCUGGAGGAGAGCGACUUCUGUCCACCAGAUCCCCCUCAUCCCAGCGACGCCGACUGCUCUACAGGACGCUGCCAGACGCCCACCUGCUCCAUUCCACCAAAUCAUGGACCUCCAUUGAAAAGUAUUGGGUCACUGAGACCUGGACCAACAUCUGGUAUAAAUUCUGGAUAUUUUAUCUCGACUCCUACCAGUCUCUAUCUUCCCACUUAAGCCGUCCAAGAGCCAAACACAUGGAAAACACUCACGGUCCAACCAGAAAAGCAGACCAUUAAAACAUGGAAAUAAUUGCCUUAUUUACAUAUUCAUCUAUUAAUUCACCAGAAAUGACUUAGUCCAGAUCAAAUGUUUAACAGCUUCAAACCAUUGAUGAAUUGAUCAAAUAGUGUAAAGAUGGGUCAGAUUGCUGUUAUACCUGACAACACAACUGAACCUGUUAUUCGUAAUCUCACCUGUGCUCACCUGUAUAUUAAUCAUAGUCAGAUGUGUAGAAUUCAUGCAGAAUCUCAUUACGCUUCUAGAUUAGUUAUCCUACAUUCCAUUAUUAUAUUAAAAAUGGACUUUCACAGUUUUUAAGACCUCUUUGGGCCGAUUCCCAAAUCCAUAUAGAGGUCUGGAAUAAAGAAUGUAAUAAAUGUAGUAAAAUUAUUACAUUUAAUCAAUGUAACUGAAUAAAGCAGCGAGACACAAACAGGUCGAG